Molecule: messenger RNA, 2634 nt
Organism: Dalotia coriaria
Lineage: Eukaryota; Metazoa; Arthropoda; Insecta; Coleoptera; Staphylinidae
Gene: Sf3a1
Product: splicing factor 3a subunit 1
Exons: 7
Coding region: 212-2464 (750 amino acids)
Biological process (GO): regulation of alternative mRNA splicing, via spliceosome; mRNA cis splicing, via spliceosome
Cellular component (GO): U2 snRNP; catalytic step 2 spliceosome; U2-type prespliceosome
Molecular function (GO): protein binding; RNA binding
Source: RefSeq, a predicted model, not a curated record
AUACUAAUUUAAAUGUUUAAAGGUAAUUUGGUGAUAAAAUAAGUUAUAGUUUUAAAUUAUUUACAACUUCGGGUAUUUACGGUCGUGUAAAGUUUGUGCGUGCGCAACAUUCACAACAAGCGCAAGCCGAACAAUUUUAAGGUUGUGUUACUACGUUUGUGUACGAUUUUAACAUUUUACAACUGCAAAUUGUGUGCAUUUUCGUAAAAAAAUGCCGGCAUUGGACGUGCUCAAUCCUAUUGAGCAUCAAGUGAACAGCAACAAUGAAAACCCGAGCGAUCCAGGGCAUAUAAAUCCCGUGGUGGGUAUAAUCUAUCCACCUCCAGAGGUGCGCAACAUUGUUGACAAGACUGCCAGUUUUGUUGCGCGAAAUGGGCCUGAAUUCGAGGCGCGCAUUCGGCAAAAUGAACUUGGCAAUCCCAAGUUCAACUUUCUCAGCAUUGGAGACCCAUAUCAUGCUUAUUAUGAGCAUAAAGUCACAGAGUUUCGUGAAGGGAAAGCUAUUGAACCUUCAUCAUCAAUCUCUGCAUCAAUUGCUAAACUUGCAUUGAACUCACAACAAAAACAACAGGAAAUUUUGAAAUCUGUUGAGCAACCAUUCAUUCCAAAGGAUCCACCAACCGAAUUCGAGUUUAUUGCUGAUCCACCAUCGAUUUCCGCUCUUGAUUUGGACAUAGUAAAACUAACAGCGCAGUUUGUGGCACGUAAUGGCCGGCAGUUCCUCACUCAAUUGAUGAAUCGUGAACAACGCAACUUCCAAUUCGAUUUUCUCCGCCCGCAACACUCUUUAUUUCAAUAUUUCACAAAAUUACUCGAACAAUAUACAAAGGUACUCAUUCCGCCUAAAAGUUUGCAACCCAAAUUACGCGAGGAAGCCGCCAGCGGACAAUCUGUACUUGAUAUUAUAAAAUACCGCGCUGAAUGGCAGCGAUAUCAAGAACAACAACGCGCCAGGGAGGAAGAAAUCCUCGAACGCGAACGUGUCGCAUACGCACAAAUCGACUGGCAUGACUUCGUCGUGGUUGAAACAGUCGACUAUCAACCAUUUGAAAUGGGAAACUUCCCUCCACCAACAACACCAGAAGAAGUUGGUGCGCGUAUUUUAAUCCAAGAACGUUUAGAAGAAGGCGAAGACAUUGAAAUGCAACUGGAAAGCGACGAAGAUGAUAACGAACAAGGAUUAAGUCACAUGGAAGACCGCACUGCACGUAAAUCAGACAAAGAUGACAAUCGCUUGCAGGAUAUGGAUGAAGAAAGCUCCGGUGAUGAAGAUGAACGUCCUCCGACUAUACAACCAGUGCUACCACCUGCAUUAGACAAGGUUGUAGUAAAGAAAUACGAUCCUAAACAAGCGGUUAAAGUCUCCCGACCGACUGUGGGCGAUGAUUAUCUCAUUUCACCGAUUAACGGUGAACGCAUCCCGGCUUCCAAAGUACAGGAACACAUGCGUAUUGGGUUGCUUGAUCCACGAUGGGUUGAACAGCGCGAUAAGCAUAUUGUUGAUAAAAUUAAUCAGGAUACAGUCUAUGCGGCUGGGUCGGCCAUUGAUGCCAGUUUGAAGUUGUUGGCGGAACGUCGUACGGAUAUCUUCGGUGUUGGCGAUGAAGAAACAGCGAUUGGUAAGAAAAUCGGCGAGGAGGAGACUAGGAAAGAUGAGAAAGUCACCUGGGAUGGGCAUACGUCAAGUGUGGAGGCGGCUACAAGAGCAGCACGAGCGAAUAUUACGCUGGAGGAUCAAAUUCAUCAGAUUCACAAGGUGAAAGGUUUAUUGCCAGAUGAAGAGAAGGAGAAGAUUGGACCGAAGAAUGUGGGGAGGAAAAUGGGUGGUGCUGUGAUUAGUGCUAAGCCUCAAGCUAAUCCAAAUCCAAUUCCGGUUAAACCUCCGCAAGUACAACAACCGCCACCAAUGCCCAUGCCGGUGCAAGCUGCGCCUACUUUAAUGCCAACCCAGUCGAUUAUGAUGAUGCCAGCGCCACCCAUUGCACAAAUGAGGCCACCGCCACUUAUGAUGGCUGGUCCGCCACCUAUGGCAGGUUUUGUAACUCCUCUACCCCCGCAAAUGGGUCCACCAAUGAGUAUGCCCAUGAAACACCCGAGUGAAACCCCUCUUGAAGAUGAGCCAGCCUCCAAGAAGGCUCGCAAUGAAGAUUCGCUCAUUCCUGAAGAAUUAUUCUUAGCGAAAAAUCCAGCUUCUCUUUCAGUUAAAGUUAACAUUCCAAUGGCUCCGGAAAAAUCCGAAUGGAAGCUAGCUGGACAAACAUUGGCUGUUACCUUACCAUUGGGUGAUGCUGUGUCUGUUUUGAAAGCGAAGAUUCAAGAGGAGUGUAAUAUGCCGCCGGCUAAACAGAAGUUGCUUUAUGAGGGGAUGUUCUUUAAAGAUCAAAACACUCUGGCUUACUACAAUGUAGUGUCUGGUGCAGUGAUCCAACUCCAGGUUAAGGAACGUGGUGGACGCAAGAAAUAAUCAUACUUGUAUUUUCUUUUUAAAUAUUAAGAUACAUAAAUAUUAAAUUUUACUAUAAUUGCUAGAAUUUAGGUUAGAAGUGUUUAGUCUUUGCGUUUCUGUGGCGUUAGUACCAUUACGAUAAAGAUUCAAAUGCUUAUAUUGCAUGAAAUUAAAUUUUUUAUGUGAAA